Colletotrichum chrysophilum is the source of this 789-nucleotide messenger RNA. RefSeq lists its product as uncharacterized. The record is from RefSeq and is a predicted model, not a curated record. The transcript has 4 exons. Bases 1 to 789 code for a protein of 262 amino acids. Gene Ontology annotation, molecular function: serine-type endopeptidase activity. Gene Ontology annotation, biological process: proteolysis. Lineage: Eukaryota; Fungi; Ascomycota; Sordariomycetes; Glomerellales; Glomerellaceae.
AUGGCCCAUAUCAAGCGAAUAGCUCUGCUUCUAGGGCUAAGUUUGCCUGCAUUCUCGAUCCCACUUGCCAGUGACGCGUUGGCGAACGACAUCGUCCUAGACAAGUAUAUCGUACGAAUCGCACCAAACACGGUCGACGCCGAUUUUGACCAUCACUUGCAGUGGGUCGGAGCAGUGCAUGCGCGCAGCUUGAUGCGACGCAACACAGCUGGUGUGGAGAAGACAUUUGAAUUUGGAGGCUUUCGCGCAUACGCUGGGGAGUUCGAUCAUGAAACGCUUGAGCAGAUCAAGCAGGACAAGAACGUUGUUGCGGUGGAAGAAGACCGCGUAGCUGAAGUCACGGCUAUAACGACCCAGGUUAAUGCGCCAUGGGGUCUUGCAACUCUAUCGUCCCCUGCACCACUGGUCGACGGCAAUAACGCCGGGUAUCCGUACCAUUUUGAUAGUGCAGCUGGAGAAGGGAGCUUUGCAUAUGUGAUGGACACCGGUGUUACUGUGGCACACCCCGAGUUCGAGGGUCGAGCUUUCAAGGGUUAUAACGCCUGGGCUGCUACCGGCGAAACCUUUGAUGAUGAGUUUGGCCAUGGUUCUCACGUAGCAGGUACAAUUGGUUCUGUAACCUUCGGCGUAGCUAAGAAAUCAACUAUCUUCGACGUCAAGGUUGCUAGAGGAAUUGGCUAUACUACCACUGCUCAUAUGCUAGACGGCUACAGCUGGGCCGUGAACAACAUCACAAACACGCCAGGACGCAUUGCGAAGGCGGUGAUCAACAUCAGUAUAGAGACUUAG